This is a messenger RNA of Stomoxys calcitrans (stable fly), 2231 nucleotides long. RefSeq names its product phosphatidylinositol 3-kinase 2 (gene net). Gene Ontology annotation, molecular function: DNA-binding transcription factor activity; protein dimerization activity. The transcript is spliced from 2 exons. The record is from RefSeq and is a predicted model, not a curated record. Lineage: Eukaryota; Metazoa; Arthropoda; Insecta; Diptera; Muscidae. Bases 933 to 2156 code for a protein of 407 amino acids.
GCGAGCGCACACGCUGACGGAUGUUAGUUUCCGUGUUCAGACAGCAACAACACAACACUUUGGUGCUCACAUUGUGGAUAAUAGAACACAUGUUCAAAAGCAGAGAUUAAUCAGCAGCAACAACAACAAUAAUACAAACACGAGACGGUUUGCACAAAAUGAAAACAACGUUUGACGUGAAUUAUUAACAAAAACAAAAAAAACCAGGAAAACUCGUCAACCCAAAGAUGACAUAAAUAAAAAUAACAAACAAACAAAAGUGAAAUGUUAUGAAAAAAAUAAUAAUAAGAAGAAAAUACCUAACAUAUGCACAUAUAAAAAUAAUGAGUAUGAAAUACUAUAAGAAGUGAAAAAUUAUUGGAAUAAAAUUGAAAAAUUAAACCAAAAGCAAAAGAAAUUCUUUUAAAAACAACAAUAGCCAUAACAAAAAUCAUUAAAGAGAAAUAAACGAAAAAUUAUUAAAGUUAUCUAUUGGUGAGUGUUAAAACAACAACAACCACACAAUUAAAACAAUAACAAUGUAGUGAAAUACAAAGCAUUGAUAAAAACAAAUUUUUAUGGCAAAAAUAUAUCAAACAAUUAUCUUAAAGAAUUUAUAAAGUGAAAGUGUUAUAAACCUUAAACAAUUUUAAGAAAAUACCCAACAAUACCCCGUAUUUAUAUGUGUUUGCUUGCCUACCUACCAUCAUCGUUAAUCGUUUUUACUAUUGGAUUACGCGCUCAAAUAUUGGAUUAACCCCAAAGCCCCCCACCAUCAACAUAACGCUUUGAUUUCAACAUACAUUCAUCACUACACCAGCGCCACCACAACUUGACCUUUGCCGGUAGUUGGGAUUAAACAGAGCGAGAGAGAGAGAGCAACAGAAAAAGAGAAAAAACAGCAACAACAACUUUAAACUAUUAUUAAUUAAUACCUCACUCACACUGAAGCCAUGGCUGCGGAUUUAUCAACAACCACAACAGGGGGAAAAGCAACACUCACAACUUCCUCAACGGAAAAUCUCUACAUGCAGUUGAAUGCAUCGGAAUUGUCGGCGAUCAUAAUGAAAGGUUCUCCCCAUUCAAAUGAUCGUGAUGCUGGUUUCUGUUCCGGCAGUUCAGAGGGCGGUGAUGACUAUUCCAUGGACAAUUUACGUCUGGCGCCCAGUACUCCUCACACAGAUGCCUCCGAUGAUUCGGUGGAGGUCAAGGCAUCACCCAUCUCUUUGGUGCGUAAUAAACGCAAAAGUUCUGAGCCCUCUAAGGUCAUCAGUGGUGAGCUGGAGGAGAGGCCCGCCACCGCUUCGCAAUCCAAUGGACCUUUAAAGAAACGCAUACGCUAUACUUCCACCACAGAUUCGGGUGUGGUGUUAACACCGCCCGCGGUAACCAUAACCUCGCCCCCGCCCUCGCUAUGGGAUCCUAGUCAAAUAUUACCUCAUGAAUUAAUGCCAAAUCCCGCCCAAGUUUUUGUGCGUCAUCCCGGCGUUACCACUUUGCAUCGUUUGCCCAAAGAGGAAAUUGUCGAGGAAUUACCUCAAGAGCAAGAGGAACCCUUGGCUUUGGUGUUAAAAAAACCUGUAACCAGCAACAGUGAAGAAACCUCCAACACUAAACUUAGCCUCAAAUCCUUAACACCCAAGAAGCGUUAUAUAGCCCAUGAACCCUUAGGGGAAAGAUCUCCCAAAAUAGCCUGCCUGGACAGCAAUCAAACAAAUCAUCAUACACCAAGUCUGGUGCCGGCGCCUGCUCUAUCUUUGACCUCCUCGCAUGAAGACUUUGCAUUGAAUACCUCAGCAAAUACAACGAAAAAUUCCUCGUCCACCUCCUCCUCUGGAGCGGGCAGUUCUUCGAAACCCCAACAACGCAACUAUAAAAAUAUGACCAGAGAACGACGCAUAGAGGCUAAUGCUCGCGAACGUUCCCGGGUACACACCAUCUCAGCAGCCUAUGAGACUUUGCGUCAAGCCGUACCCUCAUAUUCCAACAAUCAAAAGCUUUCCAAGCUUUCGGUGCUGAGAGUGGCCUGCUCCUAUAUACUAACAUUAUCCCGCAUGACCGGCUAUGAUUAUAGUCAAGAUCAAUCGGAACCCUCGAUAGCAGAUUGUUUUGAGGCUGUCACCGCCACCAUACAGACAGAGGGUAAAAUACGCAAGAAAAAAGAGGAUGAAAAGUAAAUUUAAGAAGUCUGAACAUAGAAUGUUAGGGUUUCUAUAGCUGAGUUAGACAUAGAGAGAGAUUGAGAGAGAGAG